This is a messenger RNA of Exophiala oligosperma, 3568 nucleotides long. Its product is annotated as ATP-dependent RNA helicase fal1. The transcript is spliced from 4 exons. Gene Ontology annotation, cellular component: nucleolus; catalytic step 2 spliceosome. The record is from RefSeq and is a predicted model, not a curated record. Gene Ontology annotation, molecular function: ATP binding; RNA helicase activity; mRNA binding. Lineage: Eukaryota; Fungi; Ascomycota; Eurotiomycetes; Chaetothyriales; Herpotrichiellaceae. Bases 71 to 1270 code for a protein of 399 amino acids.
CUAAACAAGACGAGAGAUUUCGUCAAAUCCCUCAACACAGCAUAUCGAUCCCUGAAGAAAUCGACUCAAUAUGGCUGAAAGUAUCGACAGAAAUGCGGAUGAACGCAUGGAGUUUUCGACGUCCAAAGAAGUGACGGUCGCUCCCACCUUUGAGGACAUGCACCUCAAGGAAAACCUCCUUCGCGGAAUCUAUGCCUACGGAUACGAGUCACCCUCCGCCGUGCAAUCACGAGCCAUUGUCCAAAUCUGCAAAGGAAGAGAUACUAUCGCGCAGGCGCAAUCAGGUACCGGCAAAACUGCGACAUUCUCAAUCAGUAUUCUACAAGUGCUGGAAACGGCAGUGCGCGAGACACAAGCAUUGGUGUUGUCCCCUACUCGAGAGCUGGCCACCCAGAUCCAAAGCGUCGUCAUGGCUUUGGGAGAUUACAUGAACGUCCAGUGUCACGCAUGUAUCGGAGGAACGAACGUUGGCGAAGAUAUCAGAAAGCUCGACUACGGCCAACAUGUCGUAUCUGGCACACCUGGCAGAGUCGCAGACAUGAUUCGACGAAGACAUCUCCGAACCAGACACAUCAAAAUGCUCGUCCUCGACGAAGCAGACGAACUUCUCAACAGAGGCUUCAGAGAGCAGAUCUAUGAUGUCUACCGGUAUCUGCCACCCGCAACACAAGUCGUCGUUGUUUCUGCCACACUCCCGUACGAUGUUCUCGACAUGACCACAAAGUUCAUGACGGAUCCUGUCAGAAUUCUCGUCAAGCGUGACGAACUCACCCUCGAAGGUCUCAAACAGUACUUCAUUGCGGUUGAGAAAGAGGAGUGGAAGUUUGAUACCCUCUGCGAUCUCUAUGAUACUUUGACAAUCACACAGGCUGUGAUUUUCUGCAACACUCGACGCAAGGUUGAUUGGCUGACGGAUAAGAUGCGAGAGGCCAACUUUACCGUCAGUAGUAUGCACGGAGAAAUGCCACAAAAGGAACGAGACAGUAUCAUGUCCGAUUUCAGACAAGGCAACAGUCGAGUAUUGAUUAGUACUGACGUCUGGGCUCGCGGCAUCGAUGUUCAACAAGUCAGUCUCGUCAUCAACUACGACCUUCCCAGCAACCGAGAGAACUACAUUCACAGAAUUGGUCGCAGUGGUCGUUUUGGUCGCAAGGGCGUCGCCAUCAAUUUCGUCACCAGCGAAGAUGUACGUAUCCUACGAGACAUUGAGCUCUACUACUCGACUCAAAUCGACGAGAUGCCGAUGAACGUUGCCGAUCUCUUGACCUGAUCGCCGCAUCUGGCUCAAAAAACAAGACAUUGUGUAAUAUUGAUUUGCUCUGUGCUGAUGGAAAUCCUGGAAUAUGGGAUACUUUAAUUGUUUCCGAGCCCUCGAUCGAACUCUGACUUGACACACUCGGUCCCAUCCUGGAGGUCUCGUCAAGGCAAAGGUGCUUCGAUAGGCUCGUCUCCACCGCCGAGAUUCGGGUUGGUUUCGUGGACUUGAGAAUACCUCGAUAUCAGCUAGCUAGGGCUUCAAGCGAGCUUUAUCAUGGGACCUUGAAAUUGCACUUGCUUUGCACGCGUUUCAAAUUAGUGCUUGGAAUAUUGAGGAUGGAAAUGGGGCUGUAAGCCAAAAGAAUGAUUAUUACUGAUUUACGAAUACCUCCUUGUGUUUCAUUUGAGAACUUUUUGUCCUACUCAACAGUAAUUUCUUUCCAGUUUAUUACGCCAGAGUAGCGUCUUCCAAUCGGUCUCACACCCGAGAAUACAAUAUCGAACAACACUCACCUCUCAAGAAUCCACUGGGAAACGCGUCCUCAAUGACACAAUCAUAAAAUCCAAAAAGAAUUGGUUUCUUGGGAGGUGUUCUGAGCGUCCACCUAUCCUUCCGAUUCUCUCGCACGCGCCAAUACGUCUUGAACUAUCCUUUGAUGCCAAUCCUGUCCGUCGUCGGUCGGGUACACUAUCCUUACUACUUUCAAUCACAGCUCUUGUCGCCAAGCAGCGUCCUUGAAACACCCACGCUCUGGCAAACAACGGCAUGGUGCUGAACGUGGCGAGUUUCGGCAAAGUCACGAUGCGAGAUUUGCUUCUUGACAUACACGGUGUGGUUUUUGCCUCCGGCGUCUGGCAGGCUGACUUUGUGGCUUGUUGAUCGUUCGGAAGAAGCAACCGUCGUCGCCAGUAUGGGAUCUCGUGGCAGCUAUCACGACAUGAGCGUUUUGGUAAUUGAGGGCCAUUCUGCUCGAUUCGAGUAUCCAGCCCUCCUUGUCGUCUUGCACGAUGCACAUUGCAUCUAUCCAGAUAUAUCCCAAUCCCAGACGCCUGGUGGUUAUGAUGCCGUCUUCAAACGCCUUUGUCAGCUCUUGCCACGGAAUGCCAUCCUUUCUGCUGUGUAUGUUGUCACUGUUUGUCUUUGGGACGGGCUUUUUGCUCGACUCUCUGGAUUCCCACGAAUGACUCAAUGCUGCGGAUCUUGUGGUUGCUAUUUCGUGUGUCAGGCAUCGUUCUCGGGUCGUCGCCGUCUUCGCCGACACAAACCAGCCUCGCUGGCAUUUCGUUCGGUGUUUGGGGCAUGUGGCACAGGUCAUGCUGAGACUCGCAUUUGUCUAUCCAGGUUCGGAUCGUUGUAAAGGAUGGUUCCGAGUCUGACCUUUUCGGUACGUGCCCUGCUGGGCGAGAUCCGGGGAACGGUGGUGGAAUUUGUUCGUCUGGACACAGCCGGUAAGUCAAAUUCUUCAGAUUGGUGACCGUCGGGCUGUGGUUUUGUCAGAGCCUGCUAGAUAGACACUCACCUGAAUGAGAGUAGAAUUCCAACUCGAAGCGUCUCGUAGCGUUCAUCAUCCUUGACCCGGCGCGUGAGGACGACUUGCAAGGGGUCGACGGCCUUCUGUGGCUACGUGCUGACCUUGAUCCCCCCCUCGGGCCAUGUUGUUGUUCGGUCGUCGUCGUCGUCUUCUUCUUCUUCUUCCUCGCCCUUCCAAAAGUACUCGAACUUGUCGAUCCCGCCGACGACGAGCUUACAUCGUAGGCACCCCCUCCGCCGCGGUCUCGCGAAAGGCAGGCAGGCAGGUUCGGUGACGAUGGCGCGUCGGAGUGGUCGAGGUCCUGAAAGUCUCGACGGGAGUGGCAUACUCGCACAGUCGAGUCUGAUGGGUUGCACUCGAACGAUUUUAUGGUCGCGGCGGAGUCACCGUGCCGAUGCCAUGUGUGAGAGAGAGACUCGAAUGCUGUUUGAUCUUGGAGGAGGACUCUUCUGCUACGGGACCAGGACUGCGGUCCUCCUCCUGCUUCUAGGUCUAUCGAGUCUGUACAGAGUGUUCCAAUCCAACAAAAAGAAAAGACACAUGGUGGUUUGCUGGCAAGGCUGAGAGCGAACGGUGACCUUUUUGCAAAAGGACAAAAGUCCCCCCAUGUAAUGUACCUCGUCAGUCAUAGUGACCUCUUUCCCCUUUGCUCGUGACUCUAGCCGCGCUGUCUUUGGAUUGGGAAUCAGUCAGACACUCGGGCUAUGAACCACCACGAUUACAGAGGUUGAAAUGGGGCGUAGAGUAACGUUGUUUCAAUUGUGGUAGGGAGGGUGAGC